Molecule: messenger RNA, 924 nt
Organism: Cryptomeria japonica (Japanese cedar)
Lineage: Eukaryota; Viridiplantae; Streptophyta; Pinopsida; Cupressales; Cupressaceae
Exons: 2
Coding region: 1-924 (307 amino acids)
Source: RefSeq, a predicted model, not a curated record
AUGACUAAAGAAGAUGCUAUCAAGUUUGCCACUUUGCAUCUAGAUGGAGCCGCCAAUGAAUGGUGGUAUCACGGUCUGGUCACUCUUGGCCAUAACCUCAUUGCCACCUAUAAUGAGUUUACCAAUAAACUCAUUAAAAGAUUUGACACUAAGGAUCCUGAGGUGAGGUUUCGUGAACUUGCACAAUUAAAACAACAAGAUUCACUUGAUGCCUACAUAUCUGAUUUUCAGAAACUUGCUGUGAUGGCGCCUAACAUCACUGAAAAGAGGCUUGUAGUCCUAUUUUUUGAAGGACUAGAAGAACCAUUGAAAGGUUGGGUGAAGGCAUUUGAUCCACCAACUUUGAAUGAAGCAAUCAGAAAAUCCAGAAAACAACAGACUGAUAUAGGGGAAAGUGAGUAUGAAGAGGUUCUAGAAGAGGCAGAAGAAAACCAAGAAGGUGGGGGUGCAGUUGCCCAACUUUCUAGUCUCCAUAAGAAUGAAUCAUUUAGAGUGCGUGGAGUGCUUAGAGAGCACCGAGUCAUUACUCUUAUUGACACUGGAACAACUCAUAACUUCAUAGACGAGAGAAUUGUUGCAAAGAGAGGCCUUACAACCGAUGAAGUUGAAGACUUCAAAGUAAUGGUAGAUGAUGGUUCUACUAUCUCUUGCAACUUGAUGGUCUCCAAAAUGUCUAUGCGGUUGGGAAAUUAUGAAGUCAAGGAUGACUUCUAUGUUGUUAGCAUUGGAGGCAUUGAUGAUGCAAUAUUCGGCAUAAAAUGGCUGCGAUCUCUUGGAGAGAUCACUCUAAACCUACAAACUAUGGAGUUGAAAUUUACAUCAGAGGGGAGGAAAGUAGUGUUGAGAGGGAUGUCAAAUGGAGGCCCUCGUAUUGUGUCUUUGAAGAGGAUGAAGAAGCUAGUUCGUCAUGGUCAAGUUGAAUGA